AUGAAACCUUAUUCUGACGGAGAAAUUAUUAAAACUGCUAUUUCCAUUUUUUGUGAUGAAUGUUGUCCGUCAAAUAUACAAAAAAUUGCAAAACGAUUACCAUUAAGUAAUGAUACUAUUACAAGAAGAAUAGAAUGUAUUUUUGAGGACCUUGCCCGUCAGCUAAUCAAGUUCUUUACUAUUAAAAAUAAUUUUUAUAGAACAUCGAAAGAUUUUUUAUAUCAUUCUUUUGCUGUCGACACGAGUAAAGAUAUCUCUGAUACCGAACAAAUGGUCGUAUGCAUUAGAGGUGUCACUUCGGAUUUUAAAAUUUCUGAAGAAUUUUUUUCUCUUCGUUCAUUAAAAGGCACUACAAAAGGAAUGGAUGUACUUAACGAAUUCCUUGAAAGUAUUAAAGAAUUUGACAUUGAUCCUUCCAAAAUAAUUUCCAUAUGUACUGAUGGGGGGGCGAAUAUGAUUGGUCGUAAUAAAGGGUUUCAUGGACUUUAUUCAGAAUGGAGACUUGAAAAAAAUCUUGAUCCUAUAUUUUGGCAACAUUGUAUCAUUCAUCAGGAGAAUAUAAUCGCAAAGUCACUUAAAAUGCAAAAUGUAAUAAGUACGGUGUUGUCCAUUGUGAAUUGGAUACGCGGUAAAUCUCUCAAUCACAGGAGAUUUAAAAAAAUGUUAGUGGAAAUUGACACAGUGCAUAAUGAUGUGCUUUACCAUACCACUGUUCGAUGGUUGAGUCGUGCCGCGUGCCUCAAAAGGUAUAUUUGCUUGAAUAGAAGUUAG
Messenger RNA from Octopus sinensis (East Asian common octopus), 771 nucleotides. Its product is annotated as general transcription factor II-I repeat domain-containing protein 2-like. The coding region runs from base 1 to 771 and encodes 256 amino acids. The transcript has a single exon. NCBI's taxonomy places the organism in Eukaryota, Metazoa, Mollusca, Cephalopoda, Octopoda, Octopodidae. The record is from RefSeq and is a predicted model, not a curated record.